AAGAAGAAAAAUUGUAAAAAGGAAAGCAUCCUUUGACCCUUUGUAAGUAGCCUAAGGGUCACUAUCUACCAUGCAUACAUACAACAAACAUACAACAAAAAGAAAGCUUUCAUGCCUCUGUAGUUAUUCACAAGCCCCAGUUGAACUCUUCUUCCUCUUCCCACCAUCUCAACAACAAACCAUCCGAAAACUAUUCAACCAUUUUCUCAUUCUCCACACUCCAUCCAUUUCUAUCUAAAACUAUUUGGAUCCAAACAAGAACUCGAACAACCGAGGAACCACAGAAAAGAGAGGAAAAAUGAGAGAAUGAGAAGUCGAGCAAAAUUCGGCAUGGGUCAAUCUACAAGCAGGCGGCACCGAAGAAGGUACCAAUGUGAUCAUCCACUUCCCUCUCCCCCUUUCAUUUCGGAAAAUGCGGGAAGUACCCCUUACUAUUACUGCUGCCCAAAUAAUGUUGUACAGAGAUGCUCUGACUAUCACUUCCGGCUCCGCUCCCACCUCUGUGCAGACAAAGCCCUUGCCGUCACGACGAAGGGCCGAGACUGUCAAGAGCCUCAUCAACGUGGACAAGGACUCGAUCUGGAUCGAGCCUGACGAGUGGGAACCCGACUGCCAUUUGGUCUCCUUCUCCUUUGAUUCAUUGGCCGCCGGCAGUUUCACUAUAUUUUACUUUGCAAAGGAAGAACAAUAUUGUGGCUUCUCCCAAGUGUAUCAUAACAUGGACAGGCCUGUGAAAGUACCUUUUCGACAAGGGUUCGGCCAGAGAUUCAUACAGCCUCCAGGAUCUGGAACGGAUUUGGGAUUCUUCGAAUACAAUGAACUCUCGAGGCCUUUGCAUGGCAAUGUCUUCCCUCUUGUUCUUUAUGCCGAAUCUUAUUGCGAACCAAUUUCUCCAUCAACAGCCUCUAAGUGCACGCAGGUCACCCAAGCUGUGAUCGAGAAGGUCGAUGAUGGACCCUUUGGAUUCCAAGUGAAGGUCAAACGGCAACUUUUGUGGGUCAACGGUGAAUGUUAUGACCAGGAGUUUUUCGGUGUUGGCUCUUCCCCAGAAGCAGAAAUUGGCACCAAUAUUUCGGAGAUAGAGUGUGUAAUCUGUAUGUUCAACGCAAGGGAUACUGCUCUUCUUCCAUGUAGACAUAUGUGCAUGUGCAGAGAAUGUGCUGAAGCCGUUAAGCUUCAGUCUAAGAAGUGUCCAGUAUGUCGCCAUCCUAUUGAGACGAUUAUCGAGAUACCAAUUAGCUACUAAAUGGAGGUAUAAGAGCCAGGACAAAUGUUUUUUGUCACAAAAUUAUAAUCCUCCGCGAUAUGUUGCUUGAUAUGUAUACUUCAAAUCAAUUCAGCUGUACACUUGUAGGUAUAGCUGCUGCACGGGGAAAGUGCUUAUGACUUGUGGAUAUGUGGAUUGCUUCUAAGAAUAGUCGUUUCAGUUUUUCAUGACUCUGUUGUAUCAUACACAGUUGAUUUCAAUGUGUACCAAUUUUCAUGCCAAAUUUAAAUGUUAAUGGUUGUUUUGCUCA
Messenger RNA from Ananas comosus (pineapple), 1517 nucleotides. RefSeq names its product probable E3 ubiquitin-protein ligase LUL4. The transcript is spliced from 3 exons. The record is from RefSeq and is a predicted model, not a curated record. NCBI's taxonomy places the organism in Eukaryota, Viridiplantae, Streptophyta, Magnoliopsida, Poales, Bromeliaceae. Gene Ontology annotation, biological process: protein ubiquitination. Gene Ontology annotation, molecular function: ubiquitin protein ligase activity. Bases 413 to 1246 code for a protein of 277 amino acids.